Molecule: messenger RNA, 480 nt
Organism: Emiliania huxleyi CCMP1516
Lineage: Eukaryota; Haptophyta; Isochrysidales; Noelaerhabdaceae
Exons: 2
Biological process (GO): protein retention in ER lumen; endoplasmic reticulum to Golgi vesicle-mediated transport
Cellular component (GO): membrane; cis-Golgi network; endoplasmic reticulum
Molecular function (GO): ER lumen protein retrieval receptor activity
Source: RefSeq, a predicted model, not a curated record
CUGGUGCUCAUUGUGCGCGAGGGCUCCUCCCGCUCGGCGGUCUCUCACUACAUUUUUCUGCUGGCCCUGUACCGCGCCUUCUAUCUGGGCAACUGGGCGCAGCGCUACCGUCGCGAGCCCUACUACUGGCAGCCGCAGGCGUGGACGUCGGGCGCCGUGCAGACGCUCUUGUAUGUGCCCUUCUUCAUCGUCUACUGCCGCGCGAAGCUCUGCUGCCUUCGCCCGCAUGCUCGCGUGCAGCUCACGGAGAUUCGCUCGUUGCUGCGUGGCGGCGACGAAACCGGCGGCGGCGCGGCUGAGGGCACGGCGGACGGCGUCGUCGGGGGUGCCGUCGUGUCAGGUCCAGCGCUGGAGCAUUGCAAGUUCCGCUGCCCUUCGUGCGGUACCGACAUUUUGGACAUGCUGCGGCCGGGCCGGCUGAGCACGGUGCGCUGCAAGUGCGGUGAGGCCUUCCAGUUCUUUGUCGUCGACUCUGCCUAA